GCCGAGGAGACAAGAAACCCAGCAGUAGAUAUACCAAUAGGAUUACUUGGGUCUAUGUCCUGCAUCAUAGUGAUAUACUGCUUGAUGGCUCUUUCACUGAGUAUGAUGCAGCCUUACUCAAAUAUAGAUCCUGAUGCAGCAUACUCACUCGCGUUUCAGAGUGUGGGAUUGAAGUGGGCAAAGCCGCUGGUAGCUCUUGGUGCACUUAAGGGAAUGACAACAGUGCUACUAGUUGGAUCACUAGGCCAAGCCCGAUACAUGACUCAUAUAGCACGAGCACACAUGAUCCCACCAGUAUUUGCUUUUGUACACCCGAAAACAGGCACUCCUAUAAAUGCCACACUCUUAACAACCAUCUUAAGUGCCAGCUUUGCAUUCUUCUCAAGCUUAGACACAUUGUCAAGCUUGUUAUCUAUCAGCACCUUGUUUAUCUUCAUGAUGAUGGCGGUAGCACUCCUCGUGAGAAGGUACUAUGUGAAAGGUGUCACCAGUAGCAGAAAUCUGAAGACACUGAUUGGUUUAUUGUUGAUCAUCAUUGCUGCUUCGAUAGGUAGCGCAGCGUAUUGGAGUUCAAAUCCCAAUGGCUGGUUAGCAUAUACUAUAACAGUCCCUUGUUGGUUUUUGGCAACCACGGGUAUAGCACUCAAGCUGCCUCAACAGCGUACACCAAAGGUCUGGGGUGUCCCUUUGGUCCCGUGGCUACCAUCCUUAUCUAUCGCCAUCAAUGUGUUUCUGAUGGGUUCAUUAAGGGCUGAAGCUUUCAUUAGAUUUGGCAUUUGUACUGCUGUAAUGUUGAUCUACUAUGUACUCUUUGGUCUCCAUGCAACUUAUGACAUGGCACAUCAGGACCACUUGGAAAUCCAGAAGGUUCCUGACAACAGCGCAGCUUAA
Chenopodium quinoa (quinoa) is the source of this 891-nucleotide messenger RNA. Its product is annotated as cationic amino acid transporter 5-like. The transcript has a single exon. Gene Ontology annotation, molecular function: L-glutamate transmembrane transporter activity; L-lysine transmembrane transporter activity. The annotation marks the transcript as partial. The record is from RefSeq and is a predicted model, not a curated record. Gene Ontology annotation, cellular component: plasma membrane. Gene Ontology annotation, biological process: transmembrane transport; amino acid transport. NCBI's taxonomy places the organism in Eukaryota, Viridiplantae, Streptophyta, Magnoliopsida, Caryophyllales, Amaranthaceae.